Suillus discolor is the source of this 2275-nucleotide messenger RNA. RefSeq names its product Mak10 subunit, NatC N-terminal acetyltransferase-domain-containing protein. Gene Ontology annotation, biological process: N-terminal peptidyl-methionine acetylation. The transcript has 15 exons. Bases 71 to 2146 code for a protein of 691 amino acids. Gene Ontology annotation, cellular component: NatC complex. Lineage: Eukaryota; Fungi; Basidiomycota; Agaricomycetes; Boletales; Suillaceae. The record is from RefSeq and is a predicted model, not a curated record.
AGCUGUGCUCUGCUUUACUGACGUCUACAUACUACCAGCCAUUACCGGCUCAUCGGGCGACCGCAGCCACAUGGAGUACGAUCCCUUGGUGGACCUUCCUGGCGGCGACAAUUUUCACGAUGUGACCGCAUUAUUUGAGGAUGCUGCCGAAGAUAUGCAACCCGGGGCUCUCGUGUUGACCGACGGAUUUACUCUUCUGGAUGCUAUGUCGUCGUUCGAGAUAGGCGAACCACGCUUCGAUAGCGGCUUGGCGCUUCUGGACAAAUCUAAGCCGUCCUUCAAUCCUCUCGCCCCGCUUACCCCAGAGGAAGUGUGCUGGAUCAUAGAUCGCUCGGUUUCCUGCGAGAUGGAAUGGCACUCCGGUUAUACUCUUUCGCAAAGCAUAUACUCAUUCCUUUACGUUCACUCUUUGAAAGAGAUAGACCCUGACCUCGUCCCCGGGGGUUCACUGCCACGCUCAGACAGCCUGCGUCCGCCAGAGCUAAUCACAGUCGUUCUAAGGGCAGCUCUGUUAGGCCUUCUCAAGUGUUGUGACCUGUCCUGGAGGGAGCUAAAUAAAGGGAACGUGUACGAUGCCGAAGACUGGCAAAGCGAAAAAUGUGACGUGCCGCUCUCCGAGGCUCUGCCCGUCAAAUAUGUCUGCAAGGCGCUUGAUGAAGCGUGUCGUUGGCUCGAGACCUCGGCCAAAGUUCAGCAACCUUGGAAAACCAUGCUGAUGAAUCGAAUAGUGUUUAGAAAGUCACUAAUUGUGUUGUUCGAGACACAAUUGUCUCAACCUCACUCUGGUUUGCUUCCGACGAUGAUAAAUCUAAGUCUGCAAUUAUUGCAGCCUAUCAUGGCAGUAACUCCGUCAGAACCCGCGCCAGAUUCUCCAGCCCGUCUUGCGUUUGACCCUCAGUUUCCUCGUGUUAUCGUAUCAUACAUCCCUCUGCAUGUCCUACAGCUACCCGACCAAGCUCAUACCUGGGCUUUACUAGAGGGACUGUUGAUAUCGCUGAAAAAUGUCAACGAUCUUGCAAAUACGACAGAUCUGACGACAUGGGAGGUUGCCGGCCAUCUACAGAUGUGGUGCCCGCGGCCCCAUAGUCGACUUCCGUACGUGCGUUCAAUCACACAGUCCGCAUUCUGGGACGGCGUCCUCAUACUCAACAAGUUUGCACUCAAACACGUUGUGGUCCAGUUCUUCCGCGAGACACUGGACAUUUCAUAUGACGCUUUCACACAAAAUAUCAUAGCAAGGUGGGAGGGUCCGGCGCUUCCACCCCUCGUACAGAUUGAACGCACCAUGACGCAGAUACUGAUUGCGAACAUAAAGUCGCUAUGGUACAACCCACCACGGCGGCGCCGAUUCUGCGCAAAGUCUCUUUUCGACUGGCACGAGCUGUUUUCCGUGUUCAUGGACGUGUGUGUACGCCUUGCGCCCUUGCAAGACCAAGAAAAGCUUGACCACGUCCGUCGCGCCAGGGUAGCCGUCCUAAUGUAUAGGCUGUCUGUCAUCCGCGAAGUGAUUUUAUCGGGAUUCCAAUUGUCACUCUAUACAAAUGAAGAGCGCGUGUUUGCGUACUGGUAUGUCGUACAGGUGCUUGAAAUGCACUUGUCCUGCAUAGAUCAACUUAUGCCAGGCAUGUCGAGCGACUCAAAUGCUUACUUCGAGUUGUCAUAUCAGUCGCAAUUCCUCACGGCAUUGCAGUCCCUCUCAAUAGCUGUCUUCAUUAUUACGGUUAAACAAACAACUUUCCCGUGGCGACGCACGAGGCUCAAUUUUUUGCGGCGCUACAAGUGGGCUUUUAUGCCCGAGUACGAAGACAUCGAUUUGCAACCAUUUGGACAUCCCAACUUUACCAAGUUUGCUACUGCAUGCGAAUCCAUGCAAAAGGAUACACAGUUCUCGUUAGAUGGCAUCGCGCUCGCCAUAGAAGUUCUAUCAUGUUUGCUGACGUCACCCGAUGGCUGGGCGGGACGAUGGGGUGAAGAACGGAAGAAGUUCGUCCAGAAGCUCCUAGAUGUGUGCAUCUGUUUGCAGAGACAGCUCCCUUCAACCGAGCAGGCCUUGACGACAUGGGAUGCGAAGACUUUGAAGUGGGAUGUGGAUGUUCAUCCCUGGUUUCCAAUUAUCUCUGGAUUCCCUCCAGUGCCAUCACGAUAGAUUGGUGCUGUUUUUUUUACCCGUUGAUAUAGAUACACAUCUGGAAGGCUUUGUUUCAGUCACUAGUGAUAUGAUGUCAAAUCUAUCGUGUAUCGUGCACGUGGUGGUCGGCUGAGACCCCUAUUGUUA